Centropristis striata (black sea bass) is the source of this 1955-nucleotide messenger RNA. Its product is annotated as outer dynein arm-docking complex subunit 1-like. The transcript has 15 exons. NCBI's taxonomy places the organism in Eukaryota, Metazoa, Chordata, Actinopteri, Perciformes, Serranidae. The record is from RefSeq and is a predicted model, not a curated record. Gene Ontology annotation, biological process: cilium movement; outer dynein arm assembly. Gene Ontology annotation, cellular component: axoneme. Bases 335 to 1903 code for a protein of 522 amino acids.
AGCCACAUGUGGCUCUGGAGCCGCAGGUUGCCGACCUCUGACCUAACUGUGUUUGACAUCGCUAACGUUAGCUAAUGGAAUAGUUAAUAACAGAAUGACCUUACUUUGGAAUUCAAAAUAACAGCUAACGGUUGUACUAAACGCUAGCUGCACCUAGAUAAUAUACGGUUGCUAACGUUAGUUUUAACUUUACUUACCCAACGUAGACGGUAAAUAAGCCCGUCUUGAUACAUCUUGUUUUGACUUUUUACGUUACCUAUACUUACCUACGUUAGUGUAUACACUUCAAGAUAAAGCUAAGGAACCAAAACAAAGUAGUGCAACGUUAUUCAACAUGAGUCGGCGUUCAUCUGCUCCCAGAAAUCAACUGCUUGUGGAUUUCUCUGAAACAGACCUGAACAAACUGCAGGGGCAGUAUCAUAGAACAGAGGGAGCCAAGCGGGCUUAUACUAAGAAAACCAAAGGCCUCAUCUUCAGAGACAAAGAAGAGAUCGAGAGGCUCCAGCAUGAACGUGAAGAGCAUUUACGGAGUCUCAGAGUCUCUCAGAGCAGUUUUAACCGUUGGACUGAUGCUAGUGUUGUUCAAGACCUUACUGCCAAGUUGGCCUGUAGAGACAGAAUAGAUGAGGAGCUGGAAGCAGAAAAGGCCAAAGUGGCAUCUUUGAAAGAUCAGAUUUUAAAAUGGGAGAGGAAGUUGGCAGGACAGAAAAAUGGUCAGGGAACUACACAACUCACUAUAAAAUUGGAUAAGGGAAACUUACAAAGACGCACCUGCUUAAUAGAAAACAAACUGCACAGGGGUCACAAAUGCUUCAAUGAGAUGAUGACCCGGAAUGGAGAGUUGAGAGAGGAGCUGAAGAUAUUGCAGGUGGAGAGGAAACAGUUCCUACAUGUUCAGUCUCGACUAGAAAAGGAGCUGCAUGCAAUUCAGAAGGUUAUUAGUAACCUGAGGACUAAAUGCACUGAAGCCUUCAAUGCCAGUGUGAACAUCCAGGAGAGACAGAGGAUGCUGACGGGCCAGAAUGAUAAGGAUGUGACUCAGUACAUAAAGGAAAAGAGCAACCUUGAGCGAGAAAUGUCUCGUUCCAGGAACUUUGAGGCUUUCCUAGACAUAAAGGCUGUUGCACGCACUCACCGCAGAAAAGUUAAGUACAAGCAAUUGGAGUCUACGGAAUUGGGACAAGAGGAUUUUGAGGAGGCUAUAAAGAAGAUCCUCACAGAGACAGAGGAAAGCGACUUGGACAAACUGGUCAGGAACUUCAUACAAAUGGAGGAGCAGAACUACACUUUACUGAAAUUUGUCAACUAUCAGCAAAGUGAAGCAGAGACCAUUCGCAGGCAGAUCUCUCAGCUUUGCAAAGAGAGAGCAAUCUUUGUGGCUGAGGAGCAGCGGCAGCAGGAGCAACAUCAGGCUCUUCGGAAGAAAAUUUCCAUCAAACAGGAGGAAAUUGAGAAACAGCUGGGAGGUUAUCAACACCGUGUUGAUGUCUUUGAAAAACUACUAGAUCAGCUCAAAGAUGGUGUUAAAUCGUUGCUUCAGAUCAGCUAUGAGAGCUCUGUGAUCCAGUUGGUUUCCUCUGAUGGAGGCGAGGAUGAAAACAUCGUAGAGAGCCUGAGAAGGGUGGAGAACAGAGUCAAUGAGCUUCUCGCUCUGCAGUCCUUUCUUCACUUCCAAGAAAACGUUGAACAGUGGGACAUUGACAGUCUCAGUACCAUUGCAGUGCAGCUCCUGGGAAAGAACCCUCCAGCUGUCAACCUAAACACUGUUGCUGCAACCUCUGCACCUGGGGACGACCCAAAUGUGGUGGAGUCAGUGUUGCUGGAGGCAAAUGGGCCAGUGAACAGAAAUGAUCUCCUGACACUGGUCAAUAAGAGGAUUCAGAGGAGAAGGAAGACGGACUGACCUGUUGUUAACAGCCCCUGUGAACUUUUAAAUAUACAUUUCCUCAAUGGUA